This is a messenger RNA of Ostertagia ostertagi, 303 nucleotides long. Lineage: Eukaryota; Metazoa; Nematoda; Chromadorea; Rhabditida; Trichostrongylidae. The record is from the annotation of a GenBank genome assembly.
AUGGAGACCUUGGCCAGUAACACAGAAGGGAAAGGGACAGCAGGGUCGUGUUUGGUCUCAGCAUAUAUAAGCGGUAGUAAAGUGGGGAACACCUCAUUCGGAUUGAAGCAAGCCGUCAGUGCUGUUCGUCAGGUGGUCGUCGGUAGUCUUCCUCAGCCAACUUUGCCUCCAUCACAGGAGAAGAGGACUGUAAUGGCCCGCACCAAAAGUGGUAUCCAAUGUUGCAAGGUUGGAUCUACUGCAAUGCGUUUGAAAUUACACCUUAUGAAUCAUCGGUUGGACCAGGAUGUGGAUGUGAAAAGG